This is a messenger RNA of Gallus gallus (chicken), 915 nucleotides long. RefSeq lists its product as uncharacterized. The transcript is spliced from 2 exons. Lineage: Eukaryota; Metazoa; Chordata; Aves; Galliformes; Phasianidae. The record is from RefSeq and is a predicted model, not a curated record. The coding region runs from base 1 to 915 and encodes 304 amino acids.
AUGGAUAUUGCAGGGCAGAAACUUGAUGAAAGGAUCUAUUUUUGGCAUGCUGAGAUUCUAUUUAAAAAGGUUCCAUUUUAUGUGUGUAACGUUGAUGGCUGCAGGUGUGAGGCUGGGCGCAGCUGGGCAGCGGGAGGAGAGUUCGGGCGCAGGCUGAGCGAAGCGCUGCGGUGCAGCACGGAGCUCGGGGUGCGUUUCAGCUGUGAUUUAUUUCAUUUCAGCGUAGGUGAGACGUGUUGCCAUUGGGGUCUCCCUGUGCCAGCAGCGACUGCCGCAGUAAGCCGUAGGCGGGACGAGCACGCCCGUGUCCCACGCGCCCUGCUGGCAGCAGUGCGGCCGGCCGUGCCGUGCGGUGCUCUCUGUGUCGUUGGCCACCAGCGCGGUGCCCCGCCGCGUGCUGCAGCGUGUCGGUGCUGUGCUGUGCUGUGCUGUGUUGCGCUCCGUGCCGGCGCACGGCUGCGCUUCGCCUUUCUUCUGCAUCCCUGUAACAACCGCCGCGUUCCCGCUGUGUACGCAAGCAGCGCUGCUCCCUUAGCGUUAGAGGCCUUAAGUGCGUGUGCUGUUGAACGUGUCCGGGCCCCGAGCCCCGUCCGUGUUUCCGCCGGUCCUGCCGCCUCGCCAUUUUAUGCACAUGUUGUUCCGAGGCCUAAAUACAGAGGCAGAAGGACACAGCUGUGUGCGUCUGUGUGUGUGUUUGCUGCCGCGCCGCCCCGGGCCCGCACAGCCCACGUGCCGUCACGCGGCCACCGCCGCGCCGCGCUGGGGGACGCGCCGUCCCACCCGGCGUCAGGCCGAGGCCCGCGGCCCCUUCCCCGGCGGGCUCCGGCGGCUCCGCCCGUCCGGCACAGGGCGCGGCCCCGCGGCCGAAGAUGGCGCCGUGCGCCCCGCGGGGGGCGGCGCCCGCCCGUCCCGUGA